AUGGGACUCCAUGAUAUUGGUCUACCGCAAGACCGACUUCCACAUUGUUGGUCGGAUGAUGUGCGAAUGAAUGCUUUAUUUGCGCCCUUCCGUUUGAAGUCCGUGAAUCCUGAAUCAUGGGAGAUGAAAAUGAAGUUCUGGUGUGACAUAGUUCAACAAUGGUGUAAAUAUAAAAAGGAUCCAAUUAUAUCUGCGUCCGAUAUAAAAUGCGCUUUUCAGCGCAAAGGUCGUACAGCUGCAUGCAUCGACAUUGUUGUUGAAGAAAUGUUUCGUAAUGGAGACCUCUGUCCACUCUCAAAGUAUCCGCAAAUACUUCACAAUGGCGCAGAAGGAUGGAUGUGGUGGGGGGCUAAGCUUGCCUUCAAACCAGCUGCAUUAGCUUUAACUGCUGUGUCGUCACUGCUUCCAGCCAGACAGUCUAUUGACAAUGAUGGAUUACCCAAGAGUAAUAUUGAUGCCACACAGAGAUUUGUUCUUGAAAGUGCUGUUAAGAAGCUGGCUACAGAAUUGCUUAAUUCAUACCCUCCAGGUGUGGAGAGAAUAGGCACCAUUGAACAUCAUAUGAAGAACACUGGCAACACCAACCGGGAGACGUUUGAACUGCUCCUUGGUUAUUUGGUGUCUCAAGGUGCUGCUGUUAAGCAGGGAGAUGUGGUUAAAUUAGCGGAGCCAAACAAAAAAGCCGCUCCCAUAUCCGAAAUGGACGUAGCGUUGGUGAAAUUGAUUACUGCGGAACAGAAGUUGUGUGAAGACAUGAGCAGAUUGUCCAAGGAAGUCCUCAUGGUAGACAAUGACGUCAGAGCCGCAUUGAAGCUUGGGAACAGGCUGGCUGCGAAGAAUCAUCUCCGUCGGAAGCACAUAGCUCAAAAAAGGGUUGACAAAUGCGAAUCUGCGUUGCACAAUGUCAAGCAACUGCUGGAACAGGCGAGGGACGUCGAUGUCAAUGCAGCUGUUGUUGACACGUAUCGGACGAGUGCCAAAGCAAUGAAGACUACGAUGAAGGAGGGCGGACUCGAAGAGGAUUUGGUCCACGAUACUAUGGACGAUUUGAAAGAGGUCAUGGACGCAUACAACGAAGUGGGGAAAGCCUUGGGUGGGACCAUCGAUGAUGAAGACCUGAACGAGUUGGAAGAGGAGCUGAACGAACUGCUCUCUGGACCUGGUGGAGGAGACGGUGGUACUCCCGAGAAGGACAAAGACGUCAAACUCCCGUCCCCGCCGUCGGUCAAGCCAAAGCGGUCGUCGGAGAGGGAGUUCGUGUUCGACGGCGAAGAGCAGAUGUUGGCCGACCUCAACCAGUUGGGCUUUGACGACACUCCGCGGAAGGACCGAGUGGGCGCGGAUGUAGGAGGUGAGAGAGAAACACACUCCCCCAAAAGGAAGAGUAAAGACUCAAAAUGGUCGCAAGAAAAGGGGAACUGGAGUGAAAAGCUGGACUCGAAUCUUCAAGAUCUAAGUCAGGAGUAUGCCGAAGUGCGCUUGGAUGAGAGACUGCAUCCAGGCCAAGAGCUGAAAGUUGACUUUACACAGUCCCCUCGGCAUUUCGCGUCCGAUUUCCAAGUGCGCGACCACAAAAGUGAGUCCGGCGUGUGGCUGUUCAACAGCGAGGACUCGCGGAGGGCGGAUCUCGCCACCAGCACCAAAUAUUCUCGUGCGUCCAGCCCCGGCAAGUCGGAGAGUUCGUUCCUGAUGGCCGUGGGUGGGGAAAGAAGACCUCCGUCCCGCUCCUCCCCCUCCCCCACCACCUCCCCAGACUCCUCAGAUAGCCCCCCGCCCCCGAAGGAUAGUCCCGACGAGAUGCAAGAUCUGCAGAAGCGGCUCAAUAAUUUAAGAGGUUAUUAA
Molecule: messenger RNA, 1842 nt
Organism: Pieris macdunnoughi
Lineage: Eukaryota; Metazoa; Arthropoda; Insecta; Lepidoptera; Pieridae
Source: the annotation of a GenBank genome assembly